CGCACGCCCAGCUUUCCCGGAGUGUGCCGAAACUGCGGGCGCGGAUGCAGCGCGACAAGCAGGCGGCGCGGCCCGGAAGCGGCUGAAUGGGCCACGGCGGCUCGUGCGGGCACGGGUCCAUGUGGAGGCUGCGGGCCGGGAGCAGCGCGCUGCGCGGCGGGGCCGGGGUGCGGCUGUGGGCGCGGGCCCGGGCUGAGGCGGGCGCCGCCAUGGAGCGCGCCGUAGUGCGCUGCGUGCCGUCCGAGCCCAAACUGAGCCUGUCGUUCGCGCUGGCAGACGGCAGCCACAAGCACAUGCAGCGCGACCAGAGCGAGCCUCUGGGUCGCGCGCUCAGCCGCAUCGCCACCAACGCGCUCAAGGGCCACGCCAAGGCGGCAGCGCGCAAGGGGCGCCGGGGACAAGCGGUCGCCGGAGCCGGGGCCGAGCCCGCCGCCGAGCCUCUGGUAAAGCUCUACUACCGCGAAGAGCCCGUGGGCGACGACGUGCUCAACGUGGACGCGUGGCAGGAUGGCGCCGUGCUGCAGAUCGGGGACGUCAAGUACAAGGUGGAGCGCAACCCGCCAGCCGUCACCGAGCUGCAGCUGCCGCGCUACAUCAUGGCCGGCUUCCCCGUGUGUCCCAAGAUCGGCCUCGAGUUCGGCGAGCCCGAGCGCUCGCUCUUCCGCUGGUUCCGCGAGGCGCGGCCCGGAGCCGCCGGAGUGCCGAGUGCGCCUGCGGGCACCGCCCCGCCUGCCUCGCCCCCGCCCCCGCCGGCCGACGGGGACGCGCCGCCGCAGGCGGAUGCGAGCACGGGGCCUGCGUGGGUGGAGGUGGCCGGCGCGCACGAGCGCGUCUUCACGCCAUCCAACGCCGACAUCGGGCUGCGGCUGAAGCUGCGCUGCACGCCGGGCAACGGACAGCGGCUCGGGCCGUGCCGCGAGCUGGAGAGCGCGGGGCCCGUGGAGGCUGGUCCCGGCGCGUGCACGUUCGACCAACGCCACCUGUACACAAAGCGCGUGAGCGGCGACGGGCUUCUACGCGCCGUGACGUAUAACGUACUGGCCGACGUGUAUGCGCACACGGAGCACUCGCGCGCCGUGCUCUACCCGUACUGCGCUCCCUAUGCGCUCGGCCUCGACUACCGCCUGAACCUGCUGCAGAAGGAGCUAAGCGGCUACAGCGCCGACGUACUGUGCCUGCAGGAAGUGGACCGCUCGGUGUUCCACGACAGCCUGGCGCCCGCGCUCGACGCCUUUGGCCUGCAGGGCCUCUUCCGCCUCAAGCAGCAGCAGCACGAGGGCCUGGCCACGUUCUUUCGCAGGGACAAGUUCCGGCUGCUGGCGCAGCACGACAUCGCUUACCAGCAGGCGCUGACUGGAGACCCGCGGCACGGGGCGCUGCUCGAGAGCCUGGCUCGCGCCCCGCAGGCCCGGGACCGAGUGCUGCAGAGAUCGUCCGCGCUGCAGGUUUCAGUCCUUCAGUCUACAAAGGACCCUUCUAAAAAGAUCUGUGUUGCAAACACUCAUCUCUACUGGCAUCCCAGAGGUGGGCACAUUCGUCUUAUUCAAAUGGCGGUAGCCUUGACUCACCUUCAGCACGUGACACAGGAUCUGUAUCCCGGCAUCCCUAUCUUAUUUUGUGGCGAUUUCAAUAGCACGCCGUCAACGGGCAUGUAUAGUUUCGUCAGCACCGGCAGCAUCUCGGAGGACCAUGAAGACUGGGCCUCCAAUGGUGAAGAGGAGCGCUGCAGUAUGGCUCUCACCCAUCCUUUCAGACUGAAAAGUGCAUGUGGCGAACCUGCCUACACUAAUUACGUGGGGGGGUUCCACGGAUGUCUAGAUUAUAUUUUCAUUGACUUCACUGCUUUAGAGGUUGAACAGGUGAUACCAAUGCCAAGUCAUGAAGAAGUUACCACCCAUCAGGCCUUACCCAGCGUUUCACACCCCUCGGACCACAUAGCCCUUAUUUGUGAUUUAAAAUGGAAGUAGACCGGACCUCGGCAGGGCAGACAGUUGUUGAGUCAGAACAAGGAUUUCACUUACUUAGGAUCUAACUGGAAUCAAGGUCUACAUCAAUAACCUUGACAAAAGGGGAAGAGACUGAUUGUGGGGAAAUGUUCACACUCUUAGCACUGGCUCUGUUCUAAACACAGCCUUCGUUUAUGUGACUGUUCAUGACAUCUGCAUGGCUCCCUUUCUCUUUUCUCAACAGAAGGAAAGAAAGCAAAUAUAUUUAAAACUGGCACAAAAAUUGAAUGAUCACAUAACUUUUUUAAAGAAGUGAUUUUUAAAGUGAUUAAGAGAUUAUUUUGUUUUUUUUUAAGAAACCUGAGUGAUUCUAAUGUGAUUUCUAGAAUAGGGUACCUUUUGAACAUGAACCAUGUUUUUAUAGUUAAGCAAAAUGAGUAGUAACGAAGUGCAAAGUGAGUGUGGCCAGAGGGGAGUCCUUGGAAGGGAAGGAAUAGUAUCAGGUCUCUCCCCAUUUCCUUUGGGAUGAGUCACUUUAGAAAAGAGCUUUAAGAAGACACCAAGUGUAUUUUGACAUAGGGUCAUCUCUCUUUUUUCUGUCUCACUUUUCCAAUUCUGCAGCCAAAACACAGUCUAGUAUGGGUUUGCUUUCUGGUAACUAGCUUUUAGGAGGUGUAUUUCUUUAACCAUUCUUAAUGUGACCAUUUAAAAUUUUAGACUACAAACACAUUAGCACCAGUAAAAAGUCAUUCCCUAUUAAACCUGUAAAUUAGUAGACUUGAUUCCAUAGUCAUUGGUAUGCAACAGUUUCACUUUCAACCAUACAUUUUGUGUAACUAGAACAUUUGACUUAUUAUUUGGACUUUGACUCUACAGACCAGUAUUAAGGUGGAUCAGAUACAAGUCAGAAAUCUUAAUACCCUAUUGAAGUGGACUAAUGUUUUUAGAUAAUUUAUUUAAUUUUAAUGUUAGAAAUGUAGCUAAUAGGUUUUUCUUUAUAAAUCAGAAUACUACUACUAAGAGUGUUUGGGAAGAAUUACCAGGACUAUUUAAUUAAUAAAACUAAAUAAUCCAUUGAGUUAUAGGAAAGUCCUAGAUAGAGACUUCUUGCAAAAAUGUUAACCACAAAGUCAAAUGUUUUGCUUUUCUGUUUGGGGCAGAUUUAAUUUUGAGGUUUGCUGUUGAUUGUAUUUAUUAUGAGGCAGUGGCCAAACCCUUCGCUACCUAAAUGUUCUGCCUGCUGCCAGGGCUUCUUUGGCCUGGUUGAGGCCUGACCUGGCACACUAAACUCUUUUGUAGCCACUUCUCCCUUAGGUUUCAUUUUAGCAGUUGUCAAAGGUACCGAUUCCCCAAAAGUUAGAAUAGUUAUGAUGUUUUCUAUCCAGGUGGAAGUAAUGGUUUAAAUUCUUUUUUAAUUUAUUUUACUUUAAAAAAAAAAAAAAAAGGAAAACGGAACAGAACAUCAGGGAGGAUUCAUAAUAUAUAACAAUAAAUCACCAGUUCAAGAGAGGAUAUAAAAUAGUAGAAGAAAUGUCCAUUUUUUCCUUAUUUUGUUGUAGAUUCUUUUGUUCUCUGCUGUGCACAUUUUUAUUCUUUUUUUUUUUUUUAAAUUCUUUAGUCCCCCCCACCUAUCCUAAGCAGGCUAUAUAGUUAAACAAGGAUAUAUUUAUGUAGACCUAUAUAGCUAUACAUACACACAGAUCUUUUCUGCUAAUUCUUUGCUUUUAAUUCUGCUCCUUAACUUGCCUUAACCUCCCCCUCACUCCCAUGGUCCUUCCCUUGCCUUCUUCUCCCACCCUUUGCUUCUCUAUCAUCCCCCCCACCCCUUAUUUUUUUAUAGAUUUGGGAGGGGGCUGUACUCUUUCAGUUGUAUAUGUGUGUAUAUGUACUGUUGCCUGUAGGUUUUUAGAACUGUGGAUCCUCCCUCAAAUGCUUCUGUGUCUAUUUGUCCUCUGCACUUCAUUUGUAUAACAUAAUUACUAUUCUUACCUUAACUCUGCCCUAAUCUUUCUUUUGAGCUACCCAAUUGCUGAUGUCAGUCUUAAACAUGGUAUACAUUUCCAUGUUAAAAAAAAAAGAAAAAAAAAUUUGUCCAAGUUAAGUUCCUUGAAAUUGAUCUUUGUUUGGUAUUGGCUCUUAUAUGUUAAAUCUUCUAUUGAGUUCAAGUUUGAUUGGAAGAAAGUCCUGAAAACCUGCAAGUUUGUUGAAUGUCCUUUUUUUCACCCCCAUUCAGUGUAGUGGAUAAUUUUGCGGGAUAUGACAUUUUUGGCUGCAGGCCUAGUUCUUUUGAUUGCCCACAUGUGUGACUCCAGGACUUACGAUCUUUUAUUGUGACUGAUGAUAAGUCCUGUACAAUUCUAAUUGUAGCUCCAGUGUAUUUGAGGGGUUUUUUUCUUGUUUCUUGAAAAUUUUUCUCUUGGAUCCAGGGAUUUCAAAAUUUCACACUAAUAUUUCUGGAUGUUUUCCACAGAGGAUCUCUUUGAGGUGGUGAUGGGUGGAUUUAAGCUUUUCCUCAAUGUCAUUUGAUUUUUAAAUUCUUCUUUGAGUUCUUCUAUAGAUUCUUACUUCAUUGUCCUCUGAAGAUGAAUCCUAUUCUUCCCUGUUCCCAUAGAAAAGUUCUGUGGUUCGGUUUGUUCUUUGCCAGUUAAUUUUUUUUAAUGAGAAGUAUACCUCUAAUUGUGGAGUUGGGGAGAUGGUGCCUCUAGUUUCACUUUACCUUUCCCCUCUGACCUAGACCCCCAAACCAAAAGCUCUCCGCUCCUGCCUCUGCCUUCCUGAUAUGCACUGGGUCCUUCUCACCCAGGGCCACCCCUGCAGCACAGCUGGGCCUGGCAUUCCUGAUCAGCCCUAUUCCCAGUCCAGAAGGUGAAGUUCCUGUGGUUCCUCCUGAGGUUCCAAGCACAGCCAGCUCUCCCCAGGGGGCCCUGCUGGUGUCUCUGGAGCUAGCCCAAGGUAUUUGCACUGCCCACAGGUUAAUCCCUUUCUGGCUUAGGGUUUUGUGCUGGGGUGGCCCCUGCUCUUCCCCAAGUCUUACUGAUUUUCAUCAGUCUCUGUUCUGUUUGUGGGGGAAACAUAAAAAUAGUGAAAUUUACUGAUCUCUGCCAUCUUCCCAGAAUCCUCUUCUUUCAUAGUUUUAAUUCUUGGCUCUACUUUUGCUAUCAAGCCUGGAAUCUUAACAAGGAACUUGACUCUUUCGUUGGUGUUCUGUUUCUUCAUCUUCUAUCUGCUGAAAGUGCUAGGGAUUUGGGGUCAGAAGCUUCUGGGGAUCAUGUAGCCCCUAGCCCCCACACUCCUUUCCUUAGAGGUUCAUCACAGUGUAACUAAAACCACUGUAACCAACCAAGAGGCAGUGAAGUACAUUUGAACACUGAAUCUGGACCCAGAGGAUCCAAAUUCAGGUCUCACCCAGAUUCUCUCAGAUCAAUCAAAUAGCAUCUCAGUUUUAGCUCCCUCAUCUGAUGGAAGGAACUGGACUAAAUCCUAACUUGUGGAUGGGAGUAGAGGUUUAUAGGUUUCUGUAUUUUUGUCUUUUAAAUAAAGAAAAAUAAAGAGGAAGCUUCAGGUGACAAUUUUCUGUAAUUCUAGUAUAGACCAUUUUAAAUAUGAAUUCAGCGUUUGAACUGUGCUUUUAAAAGCAUGGGGAAUUAAAACUGUGUGGACAGGUGAGCUGAAGUCUCAGAUAUUCAGAAGUAUCAGUGGUUUACAUAGGCAGCCCCACUGAAGCUUUCCAGGUGGUAAAGCUCUCAAGUCUGUUCUAAUCCAUUCUCUCUUUGGCCUUGUUUUUCCUGUUAGUCCUAUCUCAUUUUCUCUAGUGUUUCCCCAUAAGAAAAUCUAUUACUAUAUUGUGCCAUGGGCAAGAGACACUGAGAAAUAACACAAUAUCUUCAACACCCAGUUUUGUAGUCAUUAAAAGCCAAGUCAACUACCAUGCAAAAGUUUACUUAAGGAGAUGAAGGAUAUAGUAAGUAGAAAAACUAUUACUGGCAUUUUCCAUGAGUCAUAAUACCUUAUUAUUUUAAAGGGCUCAUUAACAAUUUUUGUUAAUUUAAAUUUUAAGUAUUUAAUGCCUUAUUCUCACUAAAUUUCAUUUUAUGGUAUAUUUUACGUUUGAGUAGAGGAAAGCCUAGUAUUUCUUUCCAGAAUAAACCAAGUUUUAUAAUAUCAGAAACUGCCAUAUAAAUUAACCAAAUAAACUUUCAAAAAUUAUGGUAGGUUGAAUUUAGAUAGUUGAAAAUGGCACAAGAGAAUCCGCAUCGAUUCUGUUUCCAAGCCAUUACAAGAAAACCAGCAAUGAGUUUGGUGGCUGAAUUUUGAUGAAUUAUAAUUUAAGUAGGAAAACAGUGAGGCUUUUUUAAAAUGUCAGAACUUGUUUCACCAAUCUUGAUUUGUGAGUGGGUUCUUAGAAGACAGAAGGUGAAAAUCAGUCUGGGCUAAUCUGGUGGUACCUAAUUAGCUUGCCCUAGGCUAAUGAAUCAAGACAUUUCAAUUUGCUAACAAAAUGUAUCUUUGGUUUGUUGUUCAUAACAUGCUUGAACUAGGUAUGCAGAGCUGCUGUUUCCCAAUUUUAACUUUUCCGGUGGUUGCAAAGACUUAAGUAGGGAUCCUUUCCUACUCUGCUUUCUCUAGAAAAUAGUUGUGACCCUAUGAUUUGGUUAAUCUUACGGCACCAGUUCUCAAGAAACCUGCUCAAAUUAACUAUAUAAACUUUAUAUCUAUCAAGGUCUUUUGCUUCUUUUUUUCCCCUCAACACAUAUAGCACAGUACCUGGCACAUAGUAGGUGCAUAAGGAAUGAAUUAAUGACUGUACUCAUUGAGAACAGACCUGAUCUGGAUGUGCUGCAGGGCUUCCCGGUGUGAGGAAAAAGGCUUCGGAAAAUGUGUUCUUGGAUCCGUUCCAGUUGCGUUAAGAUGGCAGUCAGUGGAGAGGAUGGAGCUCUGCCCUGUAGGCCAGGGCUAAGACAGGAUGAAACCGAGGAAAUAGAUUCACAGCUCUGUGCAGAAAAGAAAAUAAUCAGAAGUAACUUUGCCAGAUGGUCUCUUGCCAUGUUUUUUUAUCCCCAUUGUAACAUUUCUACAGAGAAAGGUAGGUGGUCAUCCGUCUUCAAAUUUUGGUUCCUUUGGGACUUAAGGGUCCAUCAGAAUUAUUCACUCAAUACAGGAGGGCUGGUAGACUGUUAAUGAUCUUGGCCAUAUCAUUGCCUCUUAGCCUUGGUCAUCUGUAAAGGGAAAGCCCCAGGAGGUGUAGACCCCCCUUCUUACGGUAAUUGGAGAAGGUAAUGUAUUUGGCAAUUUUAGUUAGGUGUUAUUCAUGAAACUGAAUCUUAAAGCUGAUGUUUACAAAAAAUAACUUUAAUGAGAGCUUUAUCCUACAACUAUUCCUUAAGCAAAACAAACCCUUUGUGUUCUGGAUUUUUAACCAGUGAGAAACACUGGAUACUUUGUCAUUUAAGAACAAACAGAAGAAAACUUGGGAGGGGAGGGAAGGGACAAUUGACUUUCUGGCCAUAACUAGGACUACAUUACCCAACUCGAUGCUUUCCUUCCGGAGGGCCCCAUUUUCUACUUCAGUAAUUUGGCAGAUUGGGAAGAUCAAUCUAGAUUUCCUUAAUACUGUCAGGAUGGAGUGGGGAGGGGGCACAGAUUGAACUACGUAAACAUUUCUGCUUUUUGUAAGAUUAGCAAUCUCCCCCACCCCAUCUCAAGCAGCAAAGUGAGAAACGUGGCCGCCUUAACUGGACUCUCUCCCUUCCUGUCAUGGCCUUGGAGCAACGUCUUCAAACCAGCGAGCUUUGCCGAGAGAUUAGAAAAUUAUGACAAAUCCUAGGACCCUUAAGUUAGGACUUGGAGAAAGAAAUAGACUCCAGGCAAACAAGAAGCACAUCCACCCGCUGAGAUUCCGUGUUGGAGCGCAUGAAGCAUAAGCUCAUUGGUUCAGAUGGGGAUUUCCAUGGUCAAGGACGAGUCCCUCAGGGCUCCUUUCUCUUCUGGAAUGAGAUUGGCCUAGACCCUAAUUGGGUGUCUUCAUGCUCUGGACCCAGGAAGUGACUUGCCCAGAGUUUGAACCUUCCUGCAUCGAGGUCCAGCCUCCUGGUGAGGAGAAGGAGUUUCACCUGCUCCAGGGAGCCUAGGAUAGAAUAGGAGACAAGUUCCUAACAACGGAAUUGGAAUCCAAGUAUAAGCUCGUGUCAUUUGAUCUGGCUGGACACAUGGAGCCGAGAGCAUGGGUAAAGACACACCGGAAGGGAUAGGAGUGAAUUUUUCAUGGCCUGAGUUUCCAUGUUAAGUGUUAUUCAUUGUCUUGGAUUAAGGCAGACAAUCAAAAAAAUUAUGCAUCAUAUUUUAAGUUGCAAAUAGGAGGUUCUUGGUUUUCGUUUUUUUUUCUCUCCACAAUAUUAAAACUCUUAUCUGUGGCUUUGCAAAAGCACUUCAAUAUUUUAUAUGUUUACUCAUCUCAUUUUACCUCACACAUACUGGUUAAACAAGGAAUCAGCAAGUAGGGACAGAACUGCUUCUGUUACUUAUUCCUAAUUUAUAUUCACUUGAGAAUGUUUUCCAGAUAGAGGGCUUCCUUCUCCACUACCAGCCAUUGCCCCCUUUGUUGAGCUUUUUCUUAGCCUUGGUGAUGGAGACAGAAGAUGAUAAAAAAUUGACAAGGAAACAAGCUGCUUUGGGUGCUAUUAAGUUACAGAUAGUCUGAUUAGAAUUCUUGGCUUUCUUUCUGUUGCCAUCCUCAGGCAGAGGUGCUAAUUAAGUGAUCCCAAGUUAGCAAGAAGCUGGAAAGAGCCCCCCAAUUCCUAAACGAUUCUGAGGAAACAAGAUUGUCUUUAGGUUUCCGCUUCCCUCGUUAAGAUGGCAGGACAUAGAAAAGACUUCAGAAACCAUCUAGUCUCUUUUUACAAAAGAAGAAAUAAGUUCAUGUCCCAAAAAACUGGUAGCUAAUGACAACCACAAGUCCAAAUUUAAAAUAGAAUUUCAUCUUCAGUAAUGGCACGCCUUGCCCAGAAAGAUGUGUUUGUUCACAUUCUUCUACAGCUGAUUUAGACCAUUAACUGGAUCCAGAACGAGUCCAAUGAUCACAAACAGAAACCUCUUAAUAGAUACAAAUCAACAUUCCUGAGUAAGAAUGGACAGCAAGGUGGCAAGGGUAAAAGAAGAGAGCAGCAAUCAAUCCAGUGCAAGACUGAUGUUAUCGCCAACAUUUUAUAAUUAUACAAGAUUGACGAUAGUUAAGUCUGAGCUUACACUUGAUUCACUGCAAGUUGCUAAGGGACUCAUGGGAAUAGCUAGUUUGACUACUACAGGUAUUCCCAAGUCAGUUCUUAACAUCCACAAAUUUGUGACGGGGUUAAAUAGAGUAGCUGAACUAGGUGAUGUUAUGGAUAGAGCAUUGGGCCUGGAGCCAAAAAGAUGAGUUCAGGUGUGCCUUUCUAGUGUGACCCUGGGCAAGUCACUUCUCCCUGUGUGCCUCAGUUUCCUCAUCUGUAAAAUGAGCAGAAGGAAUAUCGAACCACUCCAAAUUCUGUUGCCAAAAACAUUCCAAAUCUGGUCACGAAGAGUUGGACGCCACUGAAAAGUGAAUGAACGACAUCUCUUAGCAUCUUUUAAUGAUGAUUAAUGGGGCACACUGAGUACUGGUGCUUUUAAAAGGCCAUCUUCAAUAUUUGACUGGGGAAAUGGAUAUCUUUUGUCAGUCACCAUAACUCACAAUAAUACAGUUCCUUGGAAAACACACUGAAAGGUGAAAAUUGGUUAGUUUUUUUUCCAUCUGUGGCACUUAAGAAUAACUCAUCUCAUUUUAUGUUUCUUCCUGUCCUAAAGAAUCUGUGGUCUUGCACAAUUGUCUUUGGGUUCAUGGUGGGUGAAUUAGCAAACCAGAUCUUAAUCUGGGCCUUAGCCUUGGGGCCCAUAAAAAAGCAUGGUUUCUUUCUGCUGUUUGCUCAUGUGGAGGACUGGGGUGAGUUGUUUGAAUUAACUUUGGAUAAAAUGAGUGCAUUCCUUCCAAGCAAUUAGAGUAAAGUUAGUGCUUAUACACCAUGUUACUUGGAAGUAACUAUAAAGCGUUCUUCAUGGCUCACGUUCAGUCAUUUUGAAUCUAAACAAGUGAACAAAGCAUGUCUGACUCCUGAGAAAUUUAUCCAAUGUCAUAGUCACUUAAGAUUUCUUGAACCAGACCUGGGCUCCUUAUAUAUAUGUAUAUACAACUCAAUUUCAAAAUAUCCUGACCCCCUGCCAAUCCCCCUACUGAGGAAGCCUUGGCUUUGCUCCAAAGUGAAGGUUUACCCAACUGGCAAAUUUCUCUUCCUAAAUGGCUGCCAUGGAGUGUCAGUAAGUCCAAAAUAAUAACUAUUUAUGAUAGACUCAUUUAUUUAUUCUCUGUAUCUCUGUAGUUUUGUCGUACCUAAAUCUGUGAUGUUAAUUGCCCAAAAUAAUAAAAACCUGAGAAAAGUCA
This is a messenger RNA of Antechinus flavipes (yellow-footed antechinus), 10395 nucleotides long. It is a transcript of the gene PDE12, whose product is annotated as phosphodiesterase 12. Gene Ontology annotation, molecular function: 3'-5'-RNA exonuclease activity. Gene Ontology annotation, biological process: nuclear-transcribed mRNA catabolic process, deadenylation-dependent decay. Bases 87 to 1967 code for a protein of 626 amino acids. The transcript has 3 exons. Gene Ontology annotation, cellular component: mitochondrion. NCBI's taxonomy places the organism in Eukaryota, Metazoa, Chordata, Mammalia, Dasyuromorphia, Dasyuridae. The record is from RefSeq and is a predicted model, not a curated record.